This is a messenger RNA of Centropristis striata (black sea bass), 2940 nucleotides long. It is a transcript of the gene foxj2, whose product is annotated as forkhead box J2. Lineage: Eukaryota; Metazoa; Chordata; Actinopteri; Perciformes; Serranidae. Gene Ontology annotation, molecular function: RNA polymerase II cis-regulatory region sequence-specific DNA binding; DNA-binding transcription factor activity, RNA polymerase II-specific. Gene Ontology annotation, cellular component: nucleus. The transcript is spliced from 9 exons. The coding region runs from base 511 to 2388 and encodes 625 amino acids. The record is from RefSeq and is a predicted model, not a curated record. Gene Ontology annotation, biological process: regulation of transcription by RNA polymerase II.
AGGGAGAGAAAAAGGAAGCUCUCCGACAAGUUUUUUGUGUGUAUUUCUCCAAAGUUACACAAACUUUCUCAAAGCAAAGGUGUGACUGGAGGCCUUGUGGGGAUCAACAUGCUGAGGAGAGGAAUCUGAAGCGGAGGACGGACGCCAGUUUGACAGCGGUUGUGCACAGCUGAUGACAACAUCAAGUAUUAACACUUUUAAGGCCUUGGGCCUCGAGUGAUUCUAAAGAGGUAAGCAAGUUCUUCCUCAGAAACUAGAAAGUGUAGGUGGGAUUGUAACACUUUGAUGCUGUCGCAUUCAUGCGGUGUCUCUGCUGGUGAGCGGAUGGUUUCCAGAGCAGCACAAAGUGUCUGAACUUGCUGGGUGGAAGUUCAAAAACAGGACGGUUGACAGUGUUACAUUACAGGCAGAGAGGAAUCCACUGAACCGUUCCUCAGUGUUUGUCGCUGCAGUGUCAUGUUAAUCCAGUCCUUCCUCUUCUGAUCCCUUCAGAUCAGGAGAAAAAGAGAGAUGAUGUCUUCCGAACUGGACUCCAGUCUCACCAGUAUUGACUGGCUGCCUCAGCUGGGAAUCAGCAGCCUGCGCUCGGGGAGAGAGAGAGGAGGAGGAGGCGAGAGGGAAAAGAAGAAAGACAGAGGGAGGGAGAGAGGAGACUUCGUACCCUCUGUGCCGGACCCCUCCCCUGCUAACUAUAAAGGGAAACCCCCUCACAGCUAUGCUACUCUUAUAGCCAUGGCUAUAGCAGCUGCACCUGAGAGGAAGUUGAGUCUGAAUGACAUCUACACCUGGAUCAGUGACACUUUUCCUUACUACAGCCGAGCUGGCCGUGGAUGGAAGAACUCCAUUCGCCAUAAUCUGUCCCUUAAUAAAUGCUUCAGGAAAGUUCCUCGGCCGCAAAACGAUCCCGGCAAGGGUUCCUAUUGGACAAUGGACGGACCUGCAGAGGACAAUCAAGUGAGGGCCCCGAAACGUCCCUAUCCAGAGGAGGAAGAGGAGAGGCAGGAGGUUCCUCAUGUGUUGGUGACACAAGCAGAGAGAGGAGCGUCUCCUCACCAGCCGCCACCAGCCUCCCACUCAGACCAGCUGCUUGUGAACACGGAGCCACUGGGAGCCCUCCAGCAGCGCUCCCCCCACUCUGCCUCCCUCUCUCCUCCCCCUCGCAAGCAACCGUCACCCUACAUGCCGAGCCCCGUGUCCACUCCCCCUCUCCAUCACCCGUCUCCUCCACCUCCUGCCUCCAUGCCUUCCAUCAACUCCUUUCCACCUCGCCAUGCGCCCGGCCCCACUUUCUCCAUCCCGGCUGCCUCUGCUGCACCUCUGUCUGUUACUAACAUGUCCUCACCAGCGGCUCCCUCUUUCUCAGAUGUCACUCUGUCCUUUCCGGCAAAUUCAGUAUCUGUCCCAACGUUCUCCUGCGCUCCUAACUCAGCACCUGCUCUGUCUGUUUGCACGGUGUCGGGACCCUCUUACUCCUCCACAUGUGUCGUCCCUUCAUCUAUUGCUGCCCCUCCUGUUGUCUCUCUAAACACCUCCACUGACCCUACCAUGCGUUUUACCUUCGAUGAGAUGAUCUUACCGGACUUGUACGCGUCUUUUAAGUCCGUCUUCAAGACCAUGCGGGAGAGAGGAGGCUCACAGUCGGAUAAUGCUCCCCUCUCUGUUCUGAACAAUGACACUACCCCACUUCACACUCCGACUCUGCUACCACUGUCUCCUCACCCUGCACCUCCUCCACCUCCUCCACCUCUACCUCCACCUCCACCUGCACCAGCGGCUCACACUCCUGAGACAGAGCGCAUACCACAACACAUUCCCUUCCUCCCUCCCACUCUAGCGGUGCCUGCUGACUGGUUCAAUCACCCAGAUUCUCUGAAGGAGAGCUUCCGUAUUGCCAGCAAUCUAGACUGGGCAAACAUAGACCUCUCUGGUCACCCAGACCUGCUGGAGAGCAUGCGGCAGGCGGAGCUCUGCGACUGGGCCCUGGACCCGACGCUCUUCACGUCCCUCUGCGACUCUCUGAACCGCUUCUUCACUCAGAAAGGCAUGAUCACCUCUGGGAACAACUCCCCGCUCGCCCUUGGUGCACCUCACUCCAUACAGGUCCCACCGUUCACCUUCAAUCCACCCACCCUGGCCAGCCUCACCCACCCCUCACCCCUCCCUUACGCUCCCGUUGUUCACCCUGCCGGUGGAGUGCUGCCGCCCCGGAGGGCUCUGCCCAUGCAGGGGCAGAGCUUCCAAAGACCACAGCUAACACAACCUGCACACACACCAGCUGGGAUGCAGCCUCAGUCUAUGGCACCUCGACAGCGUCCUCCAUUAAAGAGUCUGCACAGCAACAGUGAGGAGAUCCAGGACGACUUUGACUGGGAUUCUCUGCUCGCUUGACUCUCGUCAUGCGUUUGAAAGACCGAUGAGCACUGAACUCUAGCAGAGGCUGCCUCACUGCGUCUUACAGCUUCUCAGAAAGCAAGUUUGGGAUCAAGUUUGUCAAAUAUGACUGAAUGCUGCAUUUCAAGGUUGAAAUGUUUUUUUCACCUUAAUUCAAAUUCAUAUGCUGUAAUAACUUUUGUUUAGCUUUUUUUAUUAUCCAGGUUAUUAGCAGGGUGUUUCUUCUGGAUGUUAGAUUUAUAAAUGUGUUCAAAGAAAAUAAAGUGUAAAUUUAUCCAUGUCACAUUAUUGUACAUAUAUAUAUAUAUGGGAUGUAGACGUUAACUACAUAGCAAGCAUGAAACAAGCCAAACACACGUCCUGUGUUUUCGUUUUAUUUCAUAAAUUCCUUUUGAUUUUUUUUUUUCCAUUUUACUUUUCAAAUGUGAAUGUUCACAGUCAUCACCACACAAAAGUCAACCUUACCCGAUAAAAGAGAUAUUUUUCUUGUUGAUAUAAAAUAACAAUAAAUUCAUCAAACUAAAUUAAAAGAACAGCAUGGAGCAUGUC